GCUGGCGGCCUUCACGCGCAAGACAGGUGAGCUCAAUAUCACAGCCGCGACGCACGCUUCGACAAUUGCGCACGAAGUUGUAUCGAAUCUCAUUAACAUAUAAUGCGGCACUCCGCUGUUUUAACGCGGACCGCGAGUUCGUCCGAGACGGGUAAAAAAAGAGACACGGAUUUUUCGGUGAAGGGCAUAAUCGGUGGCCAAGAGACUUCAUCUGGCACUUCCUUCGAGUUGGAGUCGAAACAAAAUCAUAACUGGUGCACUAAUGGCGGCAAAACCACGUCACCUGCUGGCGCCUACAAGUUUACCAUGGACGACAUUUUACAGUAUUUUUUUGGCAAAGCAAACCACUUGCGCGCCCACAAGGAGGAAGAUAACGGAUUAUGUUGUGUUGAUUGUCAACAGAAGACUUCCGAACGUUGCCCGAUGCACGGGCCCCUCCAGUCGUUGUGUAAACUCGUCAACAAUGAAAAGCAGGAAGUUGAAGGAAAGGAGAAUGCCCACGUGACGUAUGCGGUCUCAUCAUUUCCGCCGGAAGUGCAACUUUGCGAAUCUCAAAUUCCAGGCCACUUUUACGGAGUCUGCGCGCGACAGUUCAUUCCGAUAGGCACCUGGAUAGGACCGUACGAAGGUAUCCGAGUGUCGGCCGAGGACACCCACGAAGGAAUGGACAUGUCUUACAUGUGGGAGGUGUACAAAGACGGACGUAUAUCUUCGUAUUUGGACGGGGGGGAUGAAAAUGCAUCGAGCUGGAUGCGAUUCAUCCGUUGUGCCCGCCAUAAACACGAACAAAAUCUUUUCUUAUUUCAAUAUGGCGACAAUAUCUUCUAUCGUGCCUACAAAGAAAUACCUCCCGGCACGGAGCUACUGGUUUGGUACGAUGAACAAUACGAGAAGUUUCUUGGGGUACCUAUAUGUCUACGCCAUGUGAUCCCGGUUUCAAUAGGUCAAGUUUACCCCCAUGAUAUGAACCUCUCGACCAAAGACACCAACUAUCCACCAUCGUUCUACGUACCCCCCACGCAACCCCUACAUUGCGACACAGGUUUUCCUGGAAAGGCGUCACCAAGUAACAACCUACUCAAAAAAUCACCGAGAAAUGAAUGUAAGGAAGACCUUACAAAAAUUUCUGGGAUUAAAAAGAAUACCGCUGACAAAAAAGAUGCGGCAAGCGGGCGCACAAGUCCGCGCGAAAACACGAGUAGCUUGGAAUCUGGUGUCUGGAGAUGUGGUCAAUGCUUCAAAAGUUUUACCCAGCGUUCAUUGCUGCAAAUUCACGUGUGUCCACGUUUACCAGAAAAGCCAUAUCAAUGUGGGCAUUGUUCCCAGUCCUUUUCCCAUCCGACGGAACUGCGCACGCACGUGGUAACACAUAAUAGCGAGAGGCCUUUUAAAUGCGGUUUCUGCGGACGAUCGUUCGCGGGCUCAACCACGUUGAAUAAUCACAUAAGGACGCACACUGGACAGAAACCUUUCGUUUGUGAGAAAUGUGCAAGAUCAUUUUCUCAGGCAUCACAACUUAGUCGUCACCAGAGGUUACCAGGUGAUUGCCACAGAAACACUGUAUACUGACGUGCGCAUGUAGCAACGAGCACGUCAUCUUCACUGCCGUGACAAACGUGGGCAAUCUCUCUGUACAAUUUCUAAUGACAUUGUGUUCCUCCCACGUGCCUAUCAUUUCUUACGGCGAAGCAGAUUUCAGUUGAAUCUCAAAUCCACGAAUGUCAUGAAAUGCUGGUCAACUAGUUAUUGAUAUAGUAUUACUCUCACGAUCGAAAUAUCCAGAAUAUUUUGUAGCAAAGAGUAUUUUACGUAAGAAUGUAGUAUAUGGCAGGUUAUAGCAAUAUAUACACAGUUUCGAUCAAGCUUUCUGAGACAAUAGUCAGAAUAUAUCUUUAAUACCUUUGUGAUUAAUGCUACUUGUUUGCAUAACCUCAUUAAUUUGGCAUUGCGAGUUUUUGCCUUAUAUUCUCACGGGGCUAUUGAUAUGUUAAACUUAAUGAAAGCUAUAUACAUUAUUAUUCCCACCAUUCUUUUAGCAAGAACAUUGUACAUUUUGAAUAUUGUAACAGACAUGCAACCUUCAUAGAAAUAGCUGUACGAUGGUUGUAUAUCUUAGGCCACCGACUGUCAAAUUCUCUGUGAUCACUGUUGUUGGCAUUUUCAAACGAAAAUUCCUAGUAAGCUUCAAAAUAUUUGGUAGAAAUGAUUAAAAGAAACUAAAAUUGUGGUUAACACUGAGUUACUUCAUCGUGAUACUCGCUGCAAAACAUUUGCAACUUGGGAUUUACCAAUGCAAGUUUCCAACUGUGAACACAGAAACUUUGACAGCGCAAAUCGGGACCUAGUGUUGAAUACUAUAAUGGUAUAUACUGUAUAGUGUAUAGUUGUAGCAAAUAUAUUUCUCUAGUAUUCUUCAUGCAUGCAUGUAUCGAUUGUAUAGUGUUAUGCAGUAAUCCGUCUAGUUUAUAUACGUUAAAUUAAGGCCCUGUUACAACGUUCAAUUUUUCUUGCAACUUGCAAUACAAUUCGAUCUACUUCUAAGAGAUGAAAUUAGAAAAGAGUCUAGCGGAAGAAAGGUGCAUAAAGUGUAAUAAUAAUAUUCGUUAUUUCCAAAUAUACAUCUCUCAAAAGUAGAAUUGCAUUGCAAGUUGCAAGAGAAAUUACACCGUGUAACAGGGCCUUUAGUGAAGAAGAUAUAUAACGCCCACACAGUAUAAGAAGGAUGGAUCUUUCGUUCUUCACAUACCCAAUUUGCAUGUAAUUAACGUCUUGAACGGGCUUCAUG
Molecule: messenger RNA, 2785 nt
Organism: Dendronephthya gigantea
Lineage: Eukaryota; Metazoa; Cnidaria; Anthozoa; Malacalcyonacea; Nephtheidae
Product: putative histone-lysine N-methyltransferase PRDM6
Exons: 5
Coding region: 103-1569 (488 amino acids)
Cellular component (GO): nucleus
Molecular function (GO): protein binding
Source: RefSeq, a predicted model, not a curated record